This is a messenger RNA of Pectinophora gossypiella (pink bollworm), 3285 nucleotides long. RefSeq lists its product as uncharacterized. The transcript is spliced from 8 exons. Gene Ontology annotation, molecular function: oxidoreductase activity; copper ion binding. Lineage: Eukaryota; Metazoa; Arthropoda; Insecta; Lepidoptera; Gelechiidae. The coding region runs from base 173 to 2458 and encodes 761 amino acids. Gene Ontology annotation, biological process: iron ion transport. Gene Ontology annotation, cellular component: plasma membrane. The record is from RefSeq and is a predicted model, not a curated record.
AUUGCUAUAAGUCAAAAUAUAGGGUAGUCGGGCGGUUCACUCCGUGGUGCAGUGGCCGGUGCGUGCUAUUCGAAUUAUUUAUUAAGUGACAGUGCGCGGCGCGGGCCCAUGCAAAUGCUACCAGUGCCUUGGUAGAGUAUUAUAGAGUCAAACAGAGACUUAGUGUGAUAACAUGGGGUGCAGUGCGAGAUACUGUUUACUGACUCUGUCCUUGUGCCUAGUGACUGAAUAUGCGAUCGGUGUCAGAGUGGUGCCCAAAAGGAAGAAAGAAGCGAUAAACGUUCCAGACGACCAAUCAACAUCAGCAUCAUGGUGGCAAGCCGGCACAGCGACUCCCUUCAGAGAGGCUUCCAGCAGUAGUAGCUCCUUCUCCUCCACCCACGGCAUCGUGCAGACACACCCGUCUAUAAACGAUCCAUUCUCAUCCUUCGGCAGCAUUGGAAGUACCUCAGGACCAUCGCCAAACCCUUACGCGAGCGGCAGCGGUCCGCUCAGUGGCGGUAUCAGGAACAACCCCCUGCCGCCUCUGGCUAGGUCAGCGAAUGGAAAGACUACCUUGAAGCAUCUGGAUUUCACCAGCAGUGCCACAGCUGAAUUGAGGAGGAAUCCAGCACUUUCCGCCCCCGAUGAGUGCGCGAGGGCUUGCAGAGAAAAUGAGCCCCCAAGGAUUUGCUACUACCAUUUCACACUUGAGUUGUACAACGUUUUGGGAGCUGCCUGUCAAGUAUGCACACCGAACGCUACCAACGUCGUCUGGUCUCACUGCCAAUGUGUGUUGGCCGACGGAGUGGAGCGUGGUAUCCUCACAGCCAACAGAAUGUUGCCCGGUCCUUCCAUCCAAGUCUGCGAGAACGACAAGGUCGUCAUCGACGUAGAAAACCACAUGGAAGGCAUGGAAGUCACUAUUCACUGGCACGGAAUCACCCAGAGAGGAUCGCAGUACUACGAUGGAGUGCCUUUCGUAACCCAGUGCCCUAUUCAACAAGGCAACACUUUCAGAUACCAAUGGCAAGGUAACGCUGGUACCCACUUCUGGCACGCCCACACCGGUCUCCAGAAACUCGACGGUAUUUACGGCAGCAUCGUUGUUCGUCAGCCGCCAUCCAAGGACCCCAACAGUCACUUGUACGACUACGAUUUGACUACUCAUGUGAUGCUGAUCAGUGACUGGCUCCACGAAGAUGCUGCUGAGAGAUACCCCGGUCGCCUCGCUGUCAACACUGGACAGGACCCAGAGUCUGUGCUCAUCAAUGGAAAAGGACAGUUCAGAGACCCCAACACUGGCUUCAUGACAAACACUCCUCUUGAAGUGUUCACCAUCACGCCUGGUAGAAGAUACAGAUUCAGAAUGAUCAACGCUUUCGCGUCUGUGUGCCCAGCUCAGGUCACUUUCGAAGGCCACAACCUUACGGUUAUUGCAACUGACGGUGAACCAGUCCAACCUGUACAAGUUAACACCAUCAUCUCAUUCUCAGGCGAACGAUACGACUUUGUGAUCGAAGCGAACAACAUUCCUGGAGCGUACUGGAUUCAAGUGCGCGGUCUAGGCGAGUGCGGUACCAAGAGAGCCCAACAGCUGGGUAUUCUACGAUACGCCCGAGGUCCUUAUCAACCCUCUUCGCAACCUCCCACCUACGACGUCGGCGUCCCUCAGGGAGUGGUGAUGAACCCAUUGGACGCGAGAUGUAACCAACCCAGAAACGACGCGGUUUGCGUCAGUCAGCUGAAGAAUGCCAAGAACAUUGACCCCGCGAUCCUCCAGGAGAGACCUGAUGUUAAAAUUUUCCUGCCUUUCCGUUUCUUCGUGUACAGGCCAGAGAUGUUGUUCCAGCCCAAUACUUACAACAGAUAUUUGGUUGCCCCACAAGGAGACCACGUGAUCAGUUUGAUCGAUGAAAUUUCGUACAUGUCCCCCCCUGCUCCUCUGAUCAGUCAGUACGAUGACGUCAACCCUGAACAGUUCUGCAACGGAGACAACAGACCCGCUGACUGUGGUCAGAACUGCAUGUGCACACACAAAGUCGAUAUUCCUCUAAACGCAGUCGUGGAAAUUGUACUUGUAGAUGAAGUUCAAAUCGCGAACUUGUCCCAUCCGUUCCACUUGCACGGAUAUUCUUACAACGUGAUCGGUAUCGGGCGGUCGCCCGACCAGAACGUCAAGAAGAUCAAUUUGAAGCACGCUCUCGACCUCGACAGGAGAGGUCUGCUCGAGCGUCAUCUUAAACAAGGAGAUUUGCCCCCGUCUAAGGACACCAUCGCCGUGCCCAACAACGGCUAUGUCAUCCUCCGUUUCCGCGCCACCAACCCUGGAUUCUGGCUGCUUCACUGCCACUUCUUGUUCCACAUCGUGAUUGGCAUGAGCCUCGUGCUGCAAGUGGGCACCCAAGCCGACCUCCCUCCCGUGCCCCCCAACUUCCCCACGUGCGGAGACCACCUCCCCCCUAUCCCGCUCCACUAAAUCGGUUCCUAAAAUCUUCAAUGCAUGAAUUCGAACAGCAGUUGAAUUAUUAUGUUAACUAAGUGUAAAUUUAUGUUUGUUUUGUGUGAUGUGUGCGGUGGAUUCGAAGUGCUCGAUUCUGCCGCUGUGUUACUUUGUACUCGAAUGAUUCAACGAGAGAUAACGACGGUUUGUGAUUUAUUUAACGGUGAUACUGUCUCUUGUGUUGAUUUUAGUUUCAAUUUUUGCCAUAUUCGGUACUUUCUCGUGAUUAUUUUGAGGCUCUUAAACCAACAGCGUCUUCUUCACCCAAUGGGUAUUUCAUUCAUUGAACGCGUUCGUUCUGUAACUAACAACUUGCCAUUAUAAUUUUCACCAAGGAUAUUUAUUACGUGUAUAUAUUUAAAACUUACUUAUUAUAUAGAUGUAGAUGUUUAAGAAUUUUCGCCCAGAUACUAACCUACGAUGCAUGCGAUACAAUAUGUAAGAGAUGUAAAUAAUUUGACAACUGCAAUACUUGUAAAUACACGUAGUUUGAAUACAACAUACCACACAUUCACGAUCGAUGAAGACUGCAUAUUACUAUAUCUAUAAAAUAGGUAUACAACAAAUGUUACCAGGUUCAUGUUACCAAUUACUUUAAGCAAAUAAACUUAUUUUUCUGUGAGUAUUGCGUAGCAACAAUGCCAAGAAGAAAAUAACAUACUGGAUAAAACGCAUUGGCGAACCCUAGUCUCCAGAAUCAUCGUCAUUUAUUUAUCAGUGCCUAAUUGAUUAUCAAAUAUUAAUUAUGUCUGAAUAUCAAAUAGCGUAAUCAUACCCCAUUGCUCCAACGCAAUGAAAUAUAG